ACAGUUUUCCACAGAACUGAGUUAACCAAAUUUAAAUCUAAAAUAAAUUAAAAGAAUAAUAAUUAAAGAGUAUUUGAAACCAGAUGUCUUGAUUGAAAUUUUAUAGUAGAUUGUGGACAUAGAAGAACAAAUAAGUUCUUACCAGAGAUGACUUCAAACAUUUCAUUAAAUGACACAGUUAAUGUUGUAAAAUUCCAGGAAGAAAUACUUAGAAACAAAUGUCGAUUAUGUUUGAAACCGGUAAAUUCCAAAACUGAUAGAACACAAGUAACAGAAGAGUUUAAACAUAUGAUACAAAACAUCUUGCAAAUUCAGUUAAAUUCAUCACCAAUAACUUCGAAUUUCAUAUGUGAGAUGUGUCGCUCCAAAAUUAUUGACUUUCAUCUUUUUAAAAGUGAAAUGAUAGAACAACAAAAUUAUCUUGAAAAGUUCUUAGUUGUCGAUUAUUUAAUCACCUACCUUGAUAAAACUGAUUUCAAUACUGAUCUCGAUACUACAUCAAUUGAAACUGAAGUAAGCGAUAACAUGUUGUUAGAAAACUCUAAAGAGUAUGACAAAUUGAAAGAAAGUCUUAAAGAAUUUAUAGUUGUGAAUGAUUCAGCAACAUACUUUGAUGAAACUGAUUUCAAUGCUGAUCUAGGCACUACUUUGAUAGAAACUGAAAUAUGCGACAGCAUGUCAUCAGCCAUUUCAAAAGCAAACACAGAAUUAAUUUCUGACAUCCAGCUCCACCUUGAAGAUAGUUUAAUAGAUAUGAAAACCAAAGCAAAGAGUAGCAACAAAAAUUUGGACGAAGAAAAAGAAAACGUGGACGGAAUGAAAAUACCUUGCAAAACUUGUGGAAAACUUUUGAAAUGUGAUAGUUUAAGGACGCAUAUUUCAAGGUUUCAUAAGUCAGAGGAAAUACGGUGCGAAAUUUGUGGAAGAAUUAUGCGAAGCCUAUUCGCUCUAAAGAUGCAUAUGAAAGAAGCUCACUCUCAUCAAUCUAGUCAUAAAGAAAAUAAAGAGAAAACGGUUCAGUGUGCUUACCCAGGAUGUAUAAAAAUGUUUUACUUUAGAUCUAAUAUGAUGGAGCAUUAUUCCACUCACUGUGAGAAGAGAAAAGAAUUUAAAUGUCCCUAUGAAAAUUGUAACACAACUUAUUUAUACAAACAUAAUUUGACAUUUCAUAUAUCUUCCAUUCACAAAGGAAUUAAAAUCAGUUGCCCAAUUGGAAAUGGUUGUAAAUAUUCAGGACCACAUAAAAAAUAUGUUAGAGCACAUUUGUUACGUGGACAUACAAAUCUUUCUCGUGAAGCAUUAGAAAAAUACAUAAGCCAAAUAUAAGUCAUGAAAUCUUUAACAUAGAAUGAUGUUUUUAAGAAUAAACUUUAAUAAAAUUGACGAUUUUUAUUUCGAU
Clunio marinus is the source of this 1399-nucleotide messenger RNA. The record is from the annotation of a GenBank genome assembly. NCBI's taxonomy places the organism in Eukaryota, Metazoa, Arthropoda, Insecta, Diptera, Chironomidae.